CCUUCUAUUGAGUGAAACAUUUGCAGAUAAACGUUAUGUUUCGCCAUCUGCUUGUCCGUAAUUUUGGCUGCAUUUAGUGAUAUUUAAAUUUUACCGUGCAUUUAAAUAAUAUACCGAUAUUUAGUGUGUGUAUGUGUGAAAAUUAUGUAUUUAUUAUUUUUCAUCUUCAGUUAAUGUUCUCAUUCUUGGAUUGUAGCCAAUCAUAGUGGUGUUUAGAAUUUGAUAGUGGUUUGUUGAAGAAAAAACACUACUUCUUGUUAUCAAGAUGAAGUUGGCCCGCCAAUCACAUGUUUUGAAGACUUUGGCUUCAAGAACAAUCACUCACGUUGUACCUUGUCCAGCUGAAGAUUCUAAUUCGAAGUCACAGCAGCCUGAUAAUAGACGGUCCGCACUUGGAGAAGGUGCAGUUGAUAGGGAACAGUCGGCAUCGGCAAAACACAACUCAUCAAUAAUGGCUUCUGAUCGACUUGGUCAACGUACUUUUGAAGAAGCCGCCAAUUCCUCUACGGUCGCCAACAGCAUGAUCAGAGGAAUUGACCACAUGAGGGACCCACGCCUCAACAAGGGCAUGGCCUUCACCCUGGAAGAAAGACAAGCUCUAGGCAUCCAUGGACUGAUCCCUCCCAGGUUCAAGACCCAGGAAGAGCAAUUGAACUUGUGCCAAAAGAGUAUUGACAGAUACACUGAGGACCUCAACAAAUACAUCUACCUGAUGGGACUCCAGGACCGCAAUGAAAGACUGUUCUACAGGUUUCUGUCAGAGAACGUUGAGAAGAUGAUGCCGAUCGUGUACACGCCGACUGUGGGCAAGGCCUGCCAGAAGUACGGCCUGAUCUACCGCAGACCACGGGGACUCUUCAUCACCAUCCACGACAAGGGCCACAUCUACGACAUCCUCAAGAACUGGCCCGAAAGCGAUGUGCGCGCAAUCGUUGUUACCGACGGUGAGCGAAUCCUGGGUCUGGGAGACCUCGGUGCUUACGGAAUGGGAAUCCCCGUCGGCAAGCUUGCUCUCUACACUGCUCUAGCCAACAUCAAGCCACACCAGUGUCUGCCAAUCACACUCGAUGUUGGGACCAACAACAAGGAACUGCGGAAUGAUGACCUGUACAUCGGUCUGAAGCACGAGAGAGUGAGGGGACCAGCCUACGAUGAGUUCAUCGAUGAGUUUAUGUCAGCUGUUGUCAAACGCUAUGGCCAGAAUACUCUCAUCCAGUUUGAGGACUUUGGUAAUGAGAACGCAUUCAAACUUCUGCACAAGUACCAGAUGAGCUACUGUACUUUCAACGAUGACAUCCAAGGAACCGCCUCAGUGGCAGUCGCCGGUCUGCUCGCCUCUCUCAAGAUCACCAACACCAAGCUCAAGGACAACAAGUUUGUCUUCCAGGGUGCCGGAGAGGCAGCCCUUGGAAUUGCUUCCCUGAUUGUGAUGGCUAUGGUCAAGGAAGGUAUCAGUGAAGAGGAAGCUAAGAAGAGGAUAUUCCUGUUCGAUUCCAGAGGCUUGGUCGUGAAGAAUCGCCCCACUGGAGGCAUUUCCGAGCACAAGGCCAAGUUCGCCCAGGUCAUGGACCCCAUUGACAAGUUGCAUGACGUUGUCAAGAAAGUCAAGCCAUCCGUCAUCAUUGGUGCGGCUGCACAGAGGGGAGCGUUCACUGCUGAGAUCAUCGCCGAGAUGGCAAACAUCAACAAGCGCCCGGUCAUCUUUGCUCUCAGCAACCCCACCUCACUGGCCGAGUGCACGGCAGAGGAGGCCUACACUCAUUCCAAGGGCACUGCUAUCUUCGCCAGUGGAUCGCCGUUCGACAAAGUGGUCUACAACGGAAAGGAGUUCGUGCCAGGCCAGGGCAACAAUGCUUACAUCUUCCCAGGAGUCGCUCUGGGUGUGAUCUGCGCCGGAAUCAGACACAUCACCGACGAGGUCUUCCUAACUGCCGCUGAGACUCUAUCUGGCCUCGUUUCACAAGCCGACCGUGACAAGGGAAGCCUCUACCCACCCCUCACGUCAAUCAAAGACUGUUCCAUUAAGAUUGCUGUCAAAGUUGUUGAAGGCGCCUAUGAAGAUGGAGGUUAUGCAUCUACUUAUCCUAAACCAAACGAUGUGGAAGAAUUUGUUAGAGCUCAAUUGUAUAAUUACAAUUAUGCGUCAUCUUUACCUAGCAAUUAUCAGUGGAAACUGGAUGAAUUCGAAUAACUUGCCGGGUUUAAUCUAUUCUCUGGGUUCAGCAUCAGUAUAUCCAAAACCGAAAAACAUCCAGUCUUUUGUAACAGAUUGUACGUACAACUAUCAAUACAAAGAUCCAGUUCUACCGAAGCAGUACAGCUGGCCAAAGUCAGCCAUGAACUAAUCACAACACUGUAAUUAUGAUCACUAAGUAAAUAAUUAUGUUUGAGAAGUAAUUAUUAUAAUACACUAAAAUACUGUAAAUUGGAAGCAGUGAUUUUCUUUUAAAUUGUGAACUGAGAGGUGUGAUUAAAAACUUUAUUUUGUAAAACUAUGAGCUUCAGGGUUUGAGGUUUAGAAUGUCUACGUAUUUAUUUAUCUCUUUUUAUUAUGACAAUAAUAUUGUUGAUCAUUAAAAUGUAUGACUGCAAUUUAUCAGUGUACUCAAUUCCUCUUGAACUUCUGGAAUUGGUUUUUUCUUCCUGACUAAUGUUCUAUGUAGCCUAGAUCAUAAAUGGCGACUGCAUAUUGUGAGAUUCAUUUCAAGUUUUCAGCAGUAAACGAAUGAGAAGCAUCAAUUUUUUUCAUGAGGAACAAGGAAUGCUGACUUGAAAUUAUGUUCACUUUAGAAAUCACUCAAGGGGAUUCCAUUAACUCACACAGUCAUUGUUUUAUCUUAUCAAGAAUACAUUGUGUAGUACCGAUAUACAGCAUAUUUUUAUAUAAUAUUAGUCCUAUACUAUGGUAACUUUCAACACUGCAGAGCAUUCAAUUCAAACCAAAUUCUUCAUUUGCCAUAAUACCAUACCAUUUUCUAAAACAAAAACACCAUUAGCCCUGGAAGGGUAUACCAAUAUUCCAGUUAAUGGUAUAGUGGGGCCAUACAGUGCCCCAAAACAAAAUGACAUAUAUUUUGUGUAGAAAUUUAUUGAACAUCAUUCAUAUAUAUAGGGUAUAUAUUAUAUAUCUAAACAUUGUGAUUUCAACAUAGAUAUCAACUUGAAUUACCCUGAUUAGUGGAUAUAAAAAACGUUUUUCAGAACCCUGUCAAAAAGCAACAAAAAAUGGUCAUGUGAAAAACAUUUUUUUUCAUCAAUUGAAAUUUUUCAUUCAUCACCAUCAUAGACAGCAUUCGAAAAUUAUUUUCACAAGGGAAAUUUAUGAAUUUGGCACAUUUGAUUGUGGUUUCGGUGCUUAGGCUACCGUACUAGCUUGACUUUUUGAACAGCUCGGAUGAUUUUAUUGGGAAAGUUGUCCUGAUUUUUUUUCUUCUAGUGUCUUCAUCUUCACAUUUCUCUUCCAUCAUUCAAACUUGGAGCAUAAACAUCAUCAAAAAAAUCUGGCUCAUCAGAUACAAAUAUAUCUUGGUAUUUCAUCUUGAUCUUGUCAUUCAAUGUCUUCUUCAACUUUCCCACCAUCUGAUCCAUUAGUAGCAUUAUCUUCUUUGAUUUCUUCAGUCUAUGAGUAGACUAUUUUUGUAUUUAUUAUAAAAAAGUUGUACAGUGUCACUUAUGAAUGAGAAUGGCAUACCGUAGCAAUAAGUCUUAAGAACAGCAAAUAAAGUUUGUUAU
Messenger RNA from Nilaparvata lugens (brown planthopper), 3732 nucleotides. RefSeq names its product NADP-dependent malic enzyme. The coding region runs from base 266 to 2191 and encodes 641 amino acids. Gene Ontology annotation, cellular component: mitochondrion. The record is from RefSeq and is a predicted model, not a curated record. Gene Ontology annotation, molecular function: malate dehydrogenase (decarboxylating) (NAD+) activity; malate dehydrogenase (decarboxylating) (NADP+) activity; NAD binding. NCBI's taxonomy places the organism in Eukaryota, Metazoa, Arthropoda, Insecta, Hemiptera, Delphacidae. The transcript is spliced from 13 exons. Gene Ontology annotation, biological process: pyruvate metabolic process; malate metabolic process.